CUCCCGUGGAUCACCCUGUACCUUUGUAUCUUUUAUCUCUAUCAAAGUGCCAAGGGAUCGAUGGAAAAAGUGACUGUCGAAUAUUCAGCUUGUCAAUGCCUAUGACGUUCGAUGUAUAACCAACCUUAUUCAUACAAAUCUGACAUAUUUCAAACUAAAAGCUUGAAUAUUUAGAGGGGUCCUGCCUAAAUCCUCAAAAAAAGAGAACAGUAUGAUCGGACCGGAAACCAAGGAAAUUCUAGAAGAAUCCCAAAGCUCGAUUACGGUGCAAGACAAGGAUAAAACGCCAAAAUCGACGCCAUCUUCGAGCUCGACGUCUUCAUCGACAGAUGCCAAGACCUUGGAGGACCAAAUCGAGAACCUCAAAGCCGUUGUGGCCAAUUUGAGAGAUGACGUGGAGAAGAAAGAGAAGGGCAUAGCCAAGUUGGCGAGAGAGAAAGAGAAGAUCUCGUUGGAUCUGAUGAAGCAGAAGAGAUCAAACACCAACGUUCUGAAGCAGCUCGAAGAAGAACGUAAGUUUUACUUUCAGGAAAAGGAGAUGUACUGCAACGAGAUGAGGGAGAUGAAGGAACUGAAGAAGAGCAUGAGCAAAUCUCACACCUCACUCGUCGAGAGGCCAAGUCAAGAGCUCAAAAACGAACUGGAAAACACGAAACUUAAACUGAAGCAAACCCUAGAGGCCAACUACAAUCUGAGCAUCAAAUUCCUGAGAAUAAAGAACACCAAGGCGUUUCUAAAGAAUGAGAUGAUCAAAAUGAAAAUUGAACAUGAGAAAAUCUUCAACGAUCUCAAAGCCAAAAUAGAGACUAUGUCAUCAGAAGUAGAAGAUAUCGUGGAUCACAGAUCUCAUCUCUACACAUCCCCCAGUAACAGGAAAUAUGUCCAGCUCGUCAGACAGAACAGCUCGUUGGUCCACGAAAAUCUCUGUCUGCAAAUGGAAGUAGACCGUCUCAACUCCCAGUUCGACAAGAUCAAACUGAAAUACACGAAGAGCGAAACCAACAACCGGCUAAAGUACAUCCACUCCCUGAAAGAGGAAGCAUGCUCCAAGCAUGAGAAGAAAGAAAAGAAGAGGGUACGAAUUUCCACCGAGGACAAAGCUGUUAUGGUGGAUGAGAAGCCGAGUAAGCACUUGAAGUCGAACCUCAAAACCACGAAGUGUCAGUCCGAAAUAAUAAAAAUAUUCGAGCGAUGCGAGUCGGCAGACACGCCGACCAUAGAAAUAAUGAGUGAAGAAAACUUGAAGAAGCAUCACCAUAAAAAACACAAGAAGAGUUGCAAGAAGCAUCCUUCCCGUAUUAAAAUGGAGGAUGUGCCCUCCAAAGUGGAGCAUAAGAAGGCGGAAUUGCCUUCUCACAAGCCGUGUGUUGUAAAAUUAGCUUCUAUAGCAGAAAUAGACGAAUCGGAAGGUGGUCCCAAUAAAAAUUCUAGAUGAGAAGGCGGUCUUCAUGUAUAUUAGGAAGGGAAAAAGUUCCAAGAAUACUCUAUUGUAAUAUUCGUAAUUAAACGUGAUGACAGGUUACUUAGGUAUACAGUAUAAAUUCUGAUAAUAAAUAAACUGAAUAA
Molecule: messenger RNA, 1566 nt
Organism: Harmonia axyridis
Lineage: Eukaryota; Metazoa; Arthropoda; Insecta; Coleoptera; Coccinellidae
Product: polyamine-modulated factor 1-binding protein 1-like
Exons: 4
Coding region: 212-1435 (407 amino acids)
Source: RefSeq, a predicted model, not a curated record